Molecule: messenger RNA, 1288 nt
Organism: Dermochelys coriacea (leatherback sea turtle)
Lineage: Eukaryota; Metazoa; Chordata; Testudines; Dermochelyidae
Gene: CENPA
Product: centromere protein A
Exons: 6
Coding region: 1-657 (218 amino acids)
Cellular component (GO): nucleosome
Molecular function (GO): DNA binding; protein heterodimerization activity; structural constituent of chromatin
Source: RefSeq, a predicted model, not a curated record
AUGGACGGGGCGGGGCCCCGCGGGAGGUUUGAAUCCCAGCGACUCGGAGCCGCCGCCGCCCGGGCAGACGCGGGGAGCCGCCUACGUCGCUGCCGCCGCGGGAACGUCAGCGCGGGGGUUGAGCGCGCGCUGGUGGCGUCACCGAGGCCGGAAGGGGCCCGGGAGGCUUGGUGGGGCCGCUGUGACGUCAUCGGCGGGGGAGGGGUGACGUCAUUGAGGCCGCACCCGCCAUGCAGCGCGGCUCCCCCCCGCGGCCCGGCUCCCGCCGCAAGGCCGCCGCCCCCCCGCGCCGCUCCCCCCGCCGGCCCGAGCCGCCCCCCCCCGCGCCGCCGCCCGCCCGGGCUGCGGCGCCGGUACCGGCCCGGGCAGCGGGCGCUGCUGGAGAUCCGCAAAUUCCAGAAGAGCACGAACCUGCUGAUCAGCAAACUGCCCUUCUCCCGCGUGGUGCGGGAGAUCUGCCUGAUGUACACCCGGGGCGUGGACUUUCGCUGGCAGGCCAUGGCCCUGCUGGCCCUGCAGGAGGCAGCAGAGGCGUUCCUGGUGCGGCUGCUGGAGGACUCGUAUCUCUGCUCCAUCCACGCCAAGCGCGUCACCCUCUUCCCCAAGGACAUCCAGCUGGCCCGGCGCAUCCGCGGCAUCCAGGAGGGCUUGGGCUGAGGGGGGCCCCGAGUCUCCCCGGUGCAGCCCCCAGGGCCUGGGCUGAGGGGAGCUGGACCCGCCCUGCGAGCCCCCAGCGCAUCGGUGGUGUCCACAACAGGCUGGGUGGAGCAGGGACCAGACCUGGAAACCUCCCCGGGGCCCCCCCAGAACCUCCCUGGGGCCCAACCUGUCCCUGAGCCUCCAUCUCACCAACCCCCCUCUGCCCCCCAAUCCUCCAGGGAGGUUUUAUCUGAGCCCCCCUUUCCCUGCUAUUUUUAAUCCCCUGAUCCCCUCCACAGGGUCCCCCCAGUCUGAGCCUGGGGCCAGGGUACCCCAGGAGUCCUGGGCCUACCAGCUCCGGGCGGUGGGGGGCUGCACAGGGUUUUAACUUCUGAUAUUAACUUCUCUCCUGCCCCAGAGCCACCCCCCCUCCCCCCCGGUGGAGAGAGGGAGCCACAGCGAAGGGCGUGGGGGCGUGUCUCACCCCCAGUGGGGCUCCUCUGACUAGCACUUACCCCCCAGCCAGGCGCUGUCCCAGGCCCCCAUUAUGGGGGAGGGGGGCCCCUGGAUCGGGGGGGCCGGGCCCGUACGUUGUGUGUAUUGUACAAGGCAGCUGCAGUGAUGUCAAUAAAGUUGGUUUGAAAUUGUC